AUGCCGUCCUUCUCCAACGACAGCUACCCCACGACCACGGCAACAGCAACGGCUACACAUCCACGUUCGUUCGAAACCCCUCAUCACAAGUCGCACGACAAGAACUCCGUCGGAAACACCUUCCUGUGGACAAACUGGCCCAACGGCAACGGCAACAGCAACAGCAACGGCGACGCCAAUCACGACGCCGAUCACGACGCUCACCAGAGUGACCGGCUGCUCACCAACCUAAAAAACGGAAGCGCAUACUCUUUGAAUGGCCCCCGAUCGAGCGUUAGUUCUUAUUCGCGCGACCUCCCGCACUCCAAGGACGGUAGCAUGCACUCGCUAGGAAAUGAGUCGGCUAAAGACACCCGGGACGGUGGUCGGCCGACCGCCAUGCUGGACCGGAAGUCAUCGGACGCUGGACCUGGAGCAGGCUCCGCGACAGCGUCCGUUUCUAGUCAACAGGUUAAUGGUACGACCACCUUCAGCCAGCGGUCUGUCCAGGGGAAGCCGAUGGCCAACGGGGAUGGUCACCGUCCCUCCGCAGACGAGCUAUCUGUUCCCGAUCGGGCUGCCAGUCCCUCUAUUUCGUUACUACAGAUUCCACAACAGGACGACUCGGGCCGUCACUCCCCAGACCCGGAUCGAUUGGCCCCGAAACCCGGCCAGCAUCGCUACUCAUCCCCUCCCGCCCCCACGACCGAUGUUAUCUCAAUGCCCGAUUCCCAACCGUCCAGUGUUCGACACCGACACUCGCUACAGGUUCCAAGAACGCCCAGCAUUCGACGGAAUAGCCGAGAUACAAGUGAUGAUAUUGCGUACAGCAGUGGUCGACUCUCACCGACCCCCGGUGUUCCUCGGCGAACUUCAUUCGGUCUGGUUCGACGCGGAACAAGGGCAAGCGCGCAUGAUGUGUCGCUGGACGAAUCACUCGCUGAUGAUGAUGCGGCACGGUGGGCGGAGGCAAUCAAACAGAAGCGCGCAUCGCGGCGACGGCGUGAGGAGGAUGACGAUGAGCGGGUUAUCGUGGGCACCAAGGUCGAUCAGAACCACGUUAACUAUGUCACCGCAUACAAUAUGUUGACUGGAAUUCGCUUUACGGUGUCGCGAAUCAACGCGAAGAUGGACCGGGAACUCACACCGGCCGAUUUUGAGGCCAAGCAUAAGUUCUCGUUUGACAUAACUGGCAACGAAUUAAUACCCUCCGCAAAAUACGAUUUCAAAUUCAAGGACUACGCACCUUGGGUCUUCCGACACCUUCGCGCCAAGUUCCGACUCGAUCCCGCCGAUUACCUGAUGUCCCUCACCAGCAAGUACAUUCUGUCCGAACUGGGCUCACCUGGUAAGAGCGGUAGUUUCUUCUACUUCUCGCGCGACUACAAGUACAUCAUCAAGACGAUCCACCACUCCGAGCAUAAGCUUCUCCGAAAGAUCCUGCCCGAAUACUAUCGACACGUCGAAAAGAACCCGAAUACCUUGAUCUCGCAGUUCUACGGACUACACCGAGUGAAGAUGGCAUACGGCCGGAAGAUUCACUUCGUGGUGAUGAACAACCUGUUCCCGCCUCACCGGGAUAUUCACCAGACAUUCGACCUGAAGGGCUCAACAAUCGGACGAGAUUUGCAGGAGUCAGAUCUCGAGAGGAACCCGCGGGCGACCAUGAAGGAUCUGAACUGGGUCCGGAGAGAUCGUCACUUGCUGUGCGGUCCGAUCAAACGAGAUUGCUUCAUCGAACAGCUGAAAAGAGAUGUCGCGUUGCUCAAGAGGCUCAAAAUCAUGGAUUAUUCUCUCCUGGUUGGAAUACACGAUACAGAGCGCGGCAACGAAGAGAAAUUGCGUGACAAGACUUUGCAGGUCUUCCAGCCGGGGAGUGAUCGCGAGACCGAAGCGAGUCCGAAUAUGCUCAUGCGCACCCCGUCCAAGCUAGAAAAUGAGCGCAAGGCCAGGGAGCUUCGCAUGUUGAUCAAGCGCGAGAGACCUGUGCCUUUAGAUAAAGCAACUGCCAAGAUGCCGGAUGAGAUUCUCGACGAACGGAAGUACCACGUCUUCUACGCCGAUGAUGGUGGUUUCCGAGCUACUCACGAGAAUGGGCAACCUGGAGAAGAGAUCUACUACCUGGGUAUAAUCGAUUGUCUGACUCACUACGGAACGGUCAAGAAGAUAGAGCACUUCUUCAAGGGCCUUUCGAACGAUCGAACUCAGAUUUCGCCCAUACCGCCAGAGGGGUACGGUGACCGAUUCAUCAACUUCGUCAAAGGCAUCACCAUGUCAAAAGAAGAAGCUGAGCAACGACGUGAAUCGAAGGCCUCCGUACGACCGUCGGGUGAUAAGAGACGAUCAUCAAGAUCCUCGUCUGUCGAAAGGACCAUGCAGGCAGCCGAGAAGGAAGCGUCGAAGGAUGUAUCAAUUACCCACCCUCGAACCCUCGCAACUGUGUGGGACCCUGCAGAUGCCAGCGGCCCUGGCCCAACCUCGACCCUUCCAAUUGUGGACGAGGCAGGUGAAGCCAGCAGCGUCGGAGGCCACAGUUCACACAGCCCGCAACCUCCCACCGACAAGGACCUUCCUCCUGUUCCCACCGAUGCCCGCCCUCAACCCCCGAGCAAAGACACCGGCAAAGGCAAAGAGGUUGACCGUGGAGAGGCCCGACAGUGA
Molecule: messenger RNA, 2640 nt
Organism: Penicillium cinerascens
Lineage: Eukaryota; Fungi; Ascomycota; Eurotiomycetes; Eurotiales; Aspergillaceae
Product: 1-phosphatidylinositol-4-phosphate 5-kinase
Exons: 3
Coding region: 1-2640 (879 amino acids)
Biological process (GO): phosphatidylinositol metabolic process
Molecular function (GO): phosphatidylinositol kinase activity
Source: RefSeq, a predicted model, not a curated record